AUGGCUUGUGGGAGCACCACAGCAUCUGCGACAUGGAACAUGUCAUCACUGAAGGCGGCUCUUCCGUCGGUUCCAAUUCAGGCUGCUUCUUCGGUUCAUUUUUCAAUUGGGUUACCUUCUCAAAGUUGCAGAAAGAUCCCCACUAUCAAAUUGCCUGCUCCAGUUCCUGUUCAGUCAUUUGUCGGACUUGCUCCUUUCAACCCUCUUCUCUCCAUCUUUUCCGCAGAUUCAUCCACUUUUGAGCACUCUUUCAACAUUAUCGACACUGGGGGCCGUUUCUUUGCCAUGAGACAUGGGAGGAAAGUUCCUAAACUGAACAGGCCUCCUGAUCAGCGACGUGCUCUUCUGCGUGGUCUUACUACUCAGCUCUUGAAGUAUGGGCGGAUCAAGACUACUAGAGCUAGGGCUAGUGCUAUGAGGAAAUAUGUCGACAAGAUGAUUACAUUGGCAAAAGAUGGUUCUUUGCACAAGAGAAGGCAAGCCCUUGGCUUUAUUUAUGAGAAGCAGAUUGUCCAUGCACUGUUUGCUGAAGUACCAGAAAGGUAUGGGGAAAGAAAUGGAGGAUACACACGGAUCAUCAGAACGUUGCCCAGGCGAGGAGACAAUGCACCUAUGGCUUACAUUGAGCUGGUUUAG
Messenger RNA from Oldenlandia corymbosa var. corymbosa, 636 nucleotides. The record is from the annotation of a GenBank genome assembly. NCBI's taxonomy places the organism in Eukaryota, Viridiplantae, Streptophyta, Magnoliopsida, Gentianales, Rubiaceae.